Molecule: messenger RNA, 3012 nt
Organism: Gymnodraco acuticeps
Lineage: Eukaryota; Metazoa; Chordata; Actinopteri; Perciformes; Bathydraconidae
Gene: tbxas1
Product: thromboxane A synthase 1 (platelet)
Exons: 14
Coding region: 206-1888 (560 amino acids)
Molecular function (GO): iron ion binding; steroid hydroxylase activity; heme binding
Source: RefSeq, a predicted model, not a curated record
CUGGUGCUGCGAACUAUUACAGGACGAAGAGGACUAUUAUGAAAACGAGCAGUAUGACCAUGGACUGAUGUUUGCUAAUGUCUUAUAAAGAAGCGGGAUCACAUGAUAACGUUACAUGAAAACAGUUAGACGACGUGCUGCAGAGACAUUAAAGAGUGCCUUGACAUAAUGCUGGCAGUGGAGAACUGAGAGGAGUUUUUACAUUAUGGAGGCUUUAAUUGACUAUCUAGAUGUUUUCCACAUAAAGGCCAGUGGACUGACGGUGACGUUUAGCCUCGGCCUCAUCUUCCUGGGUCUGCUUUACUGGUAUUCAAUCUACCCAUAUUCAGUCCUUUCACGAUGUGGCAUCAAACACCCAAAGCCAAUGCCUUUCCUGGGCAACAUAUUCAUGUUUCGUCAGGGUUUUUUCAACCCUAUCAAUGAUCUGAUAAAGACGCAUGGCAGAGUUUGUGGGUAUUAUUUGGGCCGGAGAGCGGUGGUGGUGAUAGCGGACCCUGACAUGCUCAGACAGGUGAUGGUCAGGGACUUCAGCAGCUUCCCAAACAGAAUGACUGUUCGCUUUGCCUCCAAGCCCAUGACAGACUGCCUGCUCAUGCUGAGGAAUGAACGCUGGAAGAGAGUGCGGAGCAUCCUGACCCCGUCCUUCAGCGCUGCCAAGAUGAAAGAGAUGGUUCCGCUCAUCAACACAGCCACCGAUGCCCUGAUGACGAACCUGGAAGUCUCCGCUGAGUCAGCAGAAGCCUUUGACAUCCACAGAUGUUUCGGCUGCUUCACCAUGGAUGUCAUUGCCAGUGUGGCAUUUGGAACUCAGGUGGACUCUCAGAAAAACCCAGACGACCCGUUUGUCCGCCAUGCUCAGAUGUUCUUCGGCUUCUCUUUCUUCAGGCCCAUCAUGCUGUUCUUCAUUGCUUUCCCAUUCAUCAUGGCUCCUCUGGCGGGACUCAUCCCAAACAAAAGGCGUGACCAGAUGAAUAGUUUCUUCACGAAUAGCAUCCAGAGGAUCAUCCAGCAGAGAGAGGAGCAGCCUCCUGAGCAGAGGCGUAGAGACUUCCUCCAGCUGAUGUUGGAUGCACGAACCAGCAAGGAGCAUGUGUCUUUGGAGCACUUUGACUCAGAGAAGCACGCUGCUGAGCUGGAUCAGAAGAACCAGCUGUCGGCCUCAGAUCAGGACGACCGUCCGUCCCCACAGGAGCCCCCCACCAUGCGCCCACAGAAAAAGAUGAUCACUGAGGAUGAGAUUGUGGGCCAGGCUUUUGUCUUUCUGCUGGCAGGCUACGAGACCAGCAGCAACACGUUGGCCUUCACCUGCUACCUCCUGGCCAUCAACCCCGAAUGUCAACGCAGAGUGCAGGAAGAGGUGGACAAGUUCUACACCAGACAUGAGUCAGCGGAUUACACAAAUGUCCAGGAGCUGAAGUAUUUAGACAUGGUGAUAAGUGAAACACUGCGCCUCUACCCUCCAGGAUUCAGGUUUGCGAGAGACAUCGACGAGGACUGUGUGGUGAACGGACAGUUCCUCCCCAAAGGAGCAACUCUGGAGAUCCCCGCCGGCUUCCUCCACCAGGACCCCGAGCACUGGCCCGAGCCGCAGAGCUUCAUCCCUGAGCGAUUUACACCAGAAGCUAAGGCCAGUCGACAUCCCUUCGUAUACCUGCCGUUCGGGGCCGGACCCCGUAACUGUGUGGGAAUGAGGCUCGCCCAACUGGAAAUGAAGAUGGCUUUAGUUCGUAUAUUCCGCAAGUUCAGCAUCGUGGCCUGCUCUGAGACCAAGGUUCCUCUUGAGUUGAAGUCAGCAAGCACCCUGGGACCUAAAAAUGGCAUAUUUGUGAAAAUUGAAAGAAGAGACGCUGGAGAAGGCGAAGUGAAUUCUCCGCCAGCAGACAGUUAGAGAGAGAUAUCACCAUGGACGGUACAAACCUGAUGAACCGUUACAAAGCAUACAUAUUCAAUAGUUAUCUUAUACAAGAUUGAAACUUUGCAUUUGAAGGGGGGUGCUGCCUGAGCCGGGGGGGGGUGGCAUUGGGAUAUAUAUUUUUUAAACCCUCUGGAGCAGAGAGAGGAGCUGUGGAUUAUUGUUAUUGAUUAAUGCAUCAGUGUUUCUUAGGGUCAAAAACACUAAACUCACAACUUAAAAUGAAAGUGUUUAGUUUAUUUGAUAAAAGAGCACAUUUUCGUGUGAAAAGUGACAGUAGAUAUAGAUUAGUUGCAAUUUGGUGCUAUAUAUAUAUUUAAAAAAUGUAUUUAAUAUAUUUAGCGCCCCUCCAAGACAAUGGUAUGGGAAACACUGCUGUAUUUCUCGAUGAUAAUGCAUGGUUAGUGCCUUUCUUUUUGGUGAGUGAACUUUAAAGGGUACUGAAGACGAGACGUGAGUAAAAAAAAGAGUCGAGCGAAUAAAGACGCACUGCAUAAAAGUCUGUGAAAUGAAUGAAUUCACCUCAACUAUUUGUCUUCCUUGCACUGUAGAAUUAAUUUAUUUUAUUGAUAUGCAAGUGCAUUUAAAUAUUUAAAAGGGUGUUAUGGUCUCUACAAGUUACUGCUGUUGACUCCAGUCUUACACAAUGCUGUCACGUUACAUCUUUAAACCCCUUCAAAGGAGAGCUGCUAUUUUACAGUGAGUGGUUUUAAAGGAAAUCCUCCUGUUUUUAUUUUCUGAUGACUCAGCAUUUAUAAAAUAUCUCACAAUAGUAAACAAGAUGGAACUUGUUAGUCGUGGAGUAAAAACAUUUGAUUAAAUGUCUCAUUUAUUAUUCUUUACACUUUAUUGAAAUUAUGGUCAAUCUUAUUUAGAAUUUUAGACAAUUAUUUGGAAGUUAUUUUAUGAAACAUGGGAAUUAGAGCCCUGAAUAAAUUUGAAUUGUAAAUGUAUACAAUAAGAUGUGAUUAAUUGAUGAUUAUACAUGUAGCUGCUAUGAUGAGAGGCACAGGGCUGAACAUGCCUUUCUGAAUGAUGUACAUUUAAAAUGGGUUGAAUGGCACUUGUGUGUAAUUAAAUAUUAACAUGUGAAAAUCAGA